UGAUCCAGGUUGCUGCAUAGCGUUGAUGAGAUUGAGUCGACAAUCGAUGUUAGCCGGUAUGAUAUAAACAAUAUUAAAAGGGUUGAAAACCUUUAUUUAAGACUGAUUGUAAAUUAAAACAAAUACAUAGACAGAAAAAACAGUCCAAAUACUUAAUUUAGCUGCACAAGGUAGCUGCAAUCAAACACGUGCUAGCAAUUGCGAAACACAUGUACUAUAAUGCCACCAUACAAUACUGUGUUUAAUAUUUCAUUAUAAAAAUAAAUUUUAUAACACACGUAUGUAUUUACAGGAAAUAAGAGAAAAAGAAAAAGUAAGUAGAGGUUUUUGAACCACAGAAGAGAAAGAAAAAUACGAAGAUAUUUCGAAUGUAUAUGUUGCUCUAAGACAUAUUUAGGUAAAGAUACUAUAUACUAGUAGUAUUCUUGAGAUAUUCCAGAAUUGGUCACUGAAACAAUACUAUUCAGCGCAAGAAAUACAGGACAAAAUAUUGGAAAAAAAAACAACUAUAAAUGUCAAUAAUUUACUACAAAUUACAACAUGGACUACAAAAAAUAUUAUAAAUAUGAAAAUAAUAUAUAUCACUUACAUUUUUUAAACAAAAAAGGACUAAGACUAAAUGAAAUAAAAGAAAUAUGUUCAGUUUAUGGAAAAACUGUAUGUAUAUUUGAAACUGCUGACACCUAUGGCAUGAGGUUUAUAACAUUUAAAACAGAAGAAGAAACAAUAAAUUGUAUAAAAGGAUUAAAGGGCCACAGCUUUAUAGAAUUACUGCCAGAGAGAAAAUUUCGAAACACGAAUGAAAAAAAUAAAAAAGAUACUGAUUUUACCUCAAAUUGUAAUGAAAAUGCAAUUAAUGGAGAAAGAAACUCAUUUAUGUCUGAAAAUUUCGUACAAGAUCUGAAAAAUGAUUCUUCGGGAGAAAGAGAAUGGGAGAAGUACACUAAAAUAGAUAAAGAUGGAAAUUAUUGUUUACAUUUUUAUGAAAACAAUAAUCUUAAUAAAAAAGAAAUAGAAAACAUUUUCUCACGUUAUGGAAAUGUUAUGUCCGUUGUAUUUGGUCAUAAAAAUGGGAUUGACACUAAAAUCCGAUUUGUAGCAUAUAAAACAGUAAAUGAGGUAAUUAACUGUUUGAAAGGCUUACAAAACAAUAAAAAAAUAAAAAUACUACCACAAAAGCAUAUAAAUGAGACUAAAACAGGACUGAACAAAUAUAACAAGAAACAAACUAGAAAACAUUUAAAUUCUGAGCAAGCAGAAGAGCAACAAGAAAUGAUAGAAGAAAAUACCGAUGCGCGAAACAAAAUACCGUCAUUAUUGUCAAUCAAAAUACCGCCGUUAAUUUUAGACGACAAUGUAUCAGUUCAUCCAGAAAUAGAGCAUGGAGAAAUUAAUACGAAAAAAUCUCUUCAAACACAAUCUGUGAAUGAUUUGUCUGCCGGUAGACAAAAUAUUCCAUUACAAGAAGUAAUUGUUGCCAACAUCCACGAAAACUAUGGUACACCUUACAUCUUGCAUUUGCUUGAAAAAUAUGGACCUGUUGCAGCAACAUUUGUGAAAACAACAAGUAAGGAAAUACGAUACUGUAUAGUUUACCUCAAGAGUGUUCAAGAUGCGGUAGCUACGGAAGAAGAGUUAGACAAUUUUUGUUUGUCUGGGAAGAAUCUGAUUGUUCUACGACAUUCUCGCCUAACAAGAGAAAUUAUGAAUACAUAAUUAUUUUCUUAGAUUAAAAUAUAAAUCAUUGGUGAGAGCACAUAUAAUAUUUUGAUCUCCUUGAAACACACACAUCACAAUUUACACACAAAUAUAUUUACAUUUUCAAACAUUUACAUGUUUUUAUGUUACUGUUCUAUAUGUUGCAUUUUUCUAAUUGUUGUGUCUUUGUAACUUUUUAAUGUGCACGUAAUUUGAGAUAAAAAAAACUUUUUCUAAAAUAGGCUCAUUAAUUAUAGUAUAUUAUAGGGAUGAUCAGAAAUUAUCAUUAUGUGUAAUUUGAGAAAAUUAAUGUGAGAAAGACAUUUUACAUUUUUUUAUGUUACUAUUCUAUAUAUUGCAUCUUUUUAACUUUUUAACAUGAUAAUUUUGAAUAGAAUAAAGAAUGAGGUUAAUUUUAAUGAAA
Pseudomyrmex gracilis is the source of this 2122-nucleotide messenger RNA. RefSeq lists its product as uncharacterized. The record is from RefSeq and is a predicted model, not a curated record. The coding region runs from base 541 to 1716 and encodes 391 amino acids. NCBI's taxonomy places the organism in Eukaryota, Metazoa, Arthropoda, Insecta, Hymenoptera, Formicidae. Gene Ontology annotation, molecular function: RNA binding. The transcript is spliced from 4 exons.